Messenger RNA from Scedosporium apiospermum, 651 nucleotides. RefSeq lists its product as uncharacterized. Bases 1 to 651 code for a protein of 216 amino acids. The record is from RefSeq and is a predicted model, not a curated record. NCBI's taxonomy places the organism in Eukaryota, Fungi, Ascomycota, Sordariomycetes, Microascales, Microascaceae. The transcript has 2 exons.
AUGGUCCCCUUCGCCGCUCGCAUGUCUCCCAGUCGGCUUCUCAGCCUCCGGUACGCGUCGACGCGUCACGCCACCCUUCGACAUCCACCGUCGACUUUCAUCCCGCCAUACAAGUUCCUAUGGACGUCGGCACGCCGAGAGUCAAAGUGCUGCUCGGAGAAAAAUAAUGAUGAACCCAGAGUCAUCUCCGCUCCCAUGACGUCCCGAGAGUUUUGGGCGUCAACAUCAGCCUGGAAACGUGCUUCCGUCAACACACUACGGUGCCUCAUUGGCUGUACGAUGGGGGACUUUGCCUCCUUGUGGUUUCUACAGGCUUUCCACCCUAGCCUUGGCAUGGGGACUAUCAUGGCCAUCUCGAUGGCGAGUGGUCUGUCAACGUCGAUGAUGCUCGAAACUACCCUCCUCCGUUACUCUCGUGAUCGCCUCUCAUGGCCUGUUGCUGCAAAGACCGCCGCUGGAAUGAGCUUCAUCUCAAUGCUUACGAUGGAGAUGGUUCAGAACAUCACGGACUAUCACCUCACCGGUGGCAUUGUUGACGUGACAUCGUUGGACUUUUGGAUUGCCGCGGCCAUCUCGAUGGGGGCUGGGUAUCUCGCUCCCCUUCCAUAUAACUACGUCCGAUUGAGGAAGUAUGGCAAGGCUUGUCAUUGA